Molecule: messenger RNA, 2046 nt
Organism: Pestalotiopsis fici W106-1
Lineage: Eukaryota; Fungi; Ascomycota; Sordariomycetes; Amphisphaeriales; Sporocadaceae
Exons: 8
Coding region: 1-2046 (681 amino acids)
Biological process (GO): carbohydrate metabolic process
Molecular function (GO): hydrolase activity, hydrolyzing O-glycosyl compounds
Source: RefSeq, a predicted model, not a curated record
AUGCCCGUCCCAAACUGCGCCACCAUGAGCGUCUCCAAGAGGGAGAACUCCGGGUACUUGCCCAUCGAGAACUACGGCAUGAUCGGCAAUAUGCGCACAUGUGCUCUCGUCAGUAUGGACGGAAGUGUUGAUUUCAUGUGCUGGCCGGACUUUGACUCACCUUCGAUUUUCUGCCGUCUUCUUGACAAGGACAAGGGUGGAUAUUUCAACAUCUCUCCUCCCAAUGUUGCCUCGUGCACCACAAAGCAGCAAUAUCUUCCGUCUUCAGCUAUCCUGCAGACCAGAUAUAUUCACGAGGAUGGAGUCGUGGACCUUGUAGAUUUCUUUCCUCGUCCCAGAACAACAAGCAUCUUGACGCCUGGCUACAAGCACAAUGCCUACCGAGAGACACGCACCGUUCAGGAAGAGUUGAAGAAGUGGCUCGUGAGACGUGUGGAGUGCAUUCGUGGCGAGCUUGACCUUGAUGUCGACAUCUUUCCCGCCUUCGGAUAUGGAAGGGACUCUCAUACCACCAAUGUCCUACAAGCUGUUCACAGCUCUCUCGAUUCCGUGAGCAAGACGGUGACUUUCCAUAGCCCGCAUGAAAAGCUCCAGCUGGACGUGGUCAUUGACCGUGGAUCGGCCGACAGCACAAGCUGUCCCUCAGUCAUCUUUAAGAAGGAGAGGAGGGACGGCAUGCUGGGCGAUGGUGUUACCGCCAAACUUCGUCUCACCGAGGGUCAGGGUGUAUCAUUCAUCCUUCGCGCCGACUCUGACGACCACGUUACCGAAAACAUCACCACUCCAAUCGUUGACAAACACCAGAAUGACACACAGACGUUCUGGUUCAACUGGCUGGCCAAGAGCAAAUAUCGUGGUGGCUGGCGCGAGAUUGUCUCUCGAAGUCUCAUGAUCCUGAAGAUGCUUACGUACGAGCCCACUGGUGCAAUUGUGGCAGCUCCCACAUUCUCGAUACCUGAAGAUGUAGGAGGGGUGAGCAGAAACUGGGACUAUCGAUUCUCUUGGGUCCGAGACAGCAGCUUCACCAUUUACAUCCUCCUCCGCAUGGGGUUCACCGAAGAAGCUGAUGCUUACAUGGAAUUCAUUAGUGAAAGGUUCCAGAAGUCUACCACUGAAGACGGCGGGCUCCCCAUCAUGUUCACCAUCAGAGGUGAGACGGACAUUCCUGAGCAAGAACUUGACCAUUUGGAGGGGUACAAGGGCAGCAGGCCGGUCCGCAUCGGCAACGGGGCAGCAUUUCACCAGCAGUUUGAUAUCUACGGCGAGCUGAUGGAUGGCAUCUAUCUCUACAACAAGUACGGAAAGCCCAUUUCCUGGGAUACAUGGGUUUCUAUUCGCAAGAUGCUUGACUACGUUCUCACCCUUCUCGAUCAGCCGGACAUGAGCAUUUGGGAAGUCCGAAAUAACAAACAGCACUUUGUCUACUCCAAGGUCAUGCUCUGGGUAGCCUUUGACCGUGGUCUCCGACUUGCAGACAAGCGAUGCCUCCCCUGUCCCAACAGGGUCAAGUGGCUGGAAGCCCGAGACAGGCUGUACGAGGAGGUCAUGGAGAAGGGCUACAACGAAGAGAUGGGCUGCUUUGUCCAGAGCUACGAGAACAACACCAUGCUCGACUCGUCCAUUCUCAUUGCUCCCCUCGUCUUCUUCAUCGCACCCAACGAUCCCAGGUUCCUCAGGACCAUGGAUCGCAUCCUGAUGCCGCCAGAGAAGGGCGGUCUCACGAGUACGGGUCUCGUGUAUCGUUACGAUACCGAGCUUUCCGAGGAUGGUGUAGGCGGUCGCGAGGGCGCCUUCUCCAUGUGUACUUUCUGGCUGGUCGAGGCCAUGACACGCGCUAGCAUCUACGAGCCCAAGUACCUGGCCAGAGCCAUCAACAUUUUUGAAAACAUGUUGAGCUUCUCCAACCACCUGGCCAUGUUCUCCGAGGAGAUUGCCAGGUCGGGCGAGCAGCUCGGCAACACGCCCCAAGCCUUUAGCCAUCUCGCUCUCAUUAGCGCGGCCUUCAAUCUUGACCGUGCCCGAGAGCACAAGAGGUCAGUGUCCUAA